Pestalotiopsis fici W106-1 is the source of this 588-nucleotide messenger RNA. RefSeq lists its product as uncharacterized. Bases 1 to 588 code for a protein of 195 amino acids. The transcript has a single exon. The record is from RefSeq and is a predicted model, not a curated record. Lineage: Eukaryota; Fungi; Ascomycota; Sordariomycetes; Amphisphaeriales; Sporocadaceae.
AUGGUCGCGGCCGAGGGAGACCAGCAGCCAUCUCAUUCAACUACUCCCGUCACCUCGCCGCCACAUGCCUCUGCCUCUGCCCCAGGCUCUUUGCCGACGCUGCCUGGGCCAUGCCAGUCACUGCAUGGAUUUGAAGACAUAUUUCUAGUUGUGAGGACUGGCGCAAGUGAGGCUCUAGAGAAACUCCCUGUUCAUCUCGAAACGACCCUACGCUGUUUGCCAAACGAGUCAUACGGGAUCUGGUCUGACCUGGAGGAAACCAUUCAAGGCCACCACGUUGGUAAUGCUCUCGACGAGGUCAGCCCCAAGAUCAUCGAGCAGCAUGCCGAUUUUGACUAUUAUCGACGCUUGCAGGAAAAGGGGCGAGCAGCAUUUUCAGUCGAAGAGCUGGCCUCGUGGGCAUCUGCACCAAACUCUGCCAAUGGUCGAAAUACCCCGGGUUGGAAGCUGGACAGAUGGAAGUUCCUACCGCUGGCGAAAAAGGCCUAUAACCAGCGCCCAGAUGCCAAAUGGUUCAUCUUCACAGAGUGCGAUGGGCACAUCAAUGGCGCUCGUUGUUAUUCUGGUUAUCACGUCAUGAUCCAGUGA